Brassicogethes aeneus is the source of this 2606-nucleotide messenger RNA. The record is from the annotation of a GenBank genome assembly. NCBI's taxonomy places the organism in Eukaryota, Metazoa, Arthropoda, Insecta, Coleoptera, Nitidulidae.
GGGAAAUAAUCGGAUCUUGUCUACAAGACGAGUAGUAAUUCAAGCACAAUGUUGCCAGGGGCAUAAGGCCAUCUUCUAAUGAUAAUUAAUACCGAAGUAUUAAAGCUUUUAAUUAUUUAAUUUCCAAAUGCAUUUAAACAAGUUUAAGUGAACAUCGUACAAAAAUCAAAUAGGACUUUGAUGCUUCUCGAAUUUAGUAAAUUUGAUUUUUAGGUUUUCAUAUGGCAACACUGCUAUGGUAGUUUGUAAACAUACAGCAAUGUUAAAUGUUCUAUAAUGUUUUGUUACUUAAAAAAUAAUUAAAACCAAUAAACAAAUAAGAUGGCAUCCUCCCAAGAUGCCUGGUAUUUAUCUUUACUCGGCCUGGCUGAGCAUUUCAGAACUUCCAGUCCUCCGAUGAUAAAGUUGUGCAUCCAGUGUUUACAGGCUGUAUUUAAUUUUAAACCGCCUCAAAGGGUGGAAGCCCGGACGCAUUUACAAUUAGGAAAUAUAUUAUUGACUCACACAAAGAAUAUAGACCUGGCCAAGACGCAUCUAGAACAAGCAUGGCACCUCUCCCAAGUCAUCAACUCAUUUGAUGAUGUCAAGUUUGAAGCGGCAAGUGUAUUGGCGGAACUAUAUGAGCAGCAAGAAUAUAUUUCUUUGUCGAAACCUAUUUUAAGGAAGGCUAUCGAGCUUUCACAGCAUAAUGUUUAUUGGCAUUGUAGAUUAAUAUUUCAGUUAGCUCAAAUACACGCUUCAGAGAAGGAUUAUGCUGCCUCGUGUAGCUUGUUAGGGGUAGGAGUGGACUAUGCUCAUAUUUCCAAUGCCUUAUAUACUCGUUUAUUAUUUUUACUGAGUAAAGGAAUGUUAUUAUUAAUUAGUAAGCAAUUACAUGAAGUUCAACCACUUUUAAAUCAAGCUGGACAUUUAGUAGAAACAUGGACUGGAGCAGCUUACCAAAAAGAAUAUCUUAAGGUUUAUUUUUUGGUAUUACAGGUGUGUCAUUACAUAAUGGGUGGACAAAUAAAAAGUGUAAAGCCAUGUUUAAAACAGCUCCAGCAAAGUAUACAAACCAUUAUGGCUACUGAAGAUGUUUUUACUGGCCCUAGCGCAGGAGAUAUGUUUAUGUGGAUGCCAAAGGAGCAUUUGUAUGUUCUUGUUUACUUAGUGACUGUAAUGCACAGUAUGCAGGCUGGUUAUAUGGAAAAAGCUCAAAAAUAUACGGACAAAGCCUUGAUGCAAAUAGAAAAAUUAAAAAUUGUUGAUAAUAAGCCAAUUCUAUCUGUAUUCCAACUGAUGCUCCUGGAGCAUAUAAUCAUGUGCCGGCUGGUGAUGGGCAACAAAACCCAGGCUCUCCAGGAAAUAUCCGCGGCCUCAAAUUUGUGCAGGCAGUGCCCCAAACUGUUACUCAGACACGGGCCCCAACUGCACACCCUUUUGGGCCUCUAUUCCAUGAGCAUGAACUGCAUGGAGGCUGCAGAGGCUCAAUUCAUGACUGCCCUAAAUACUUCGCAAGAUAGAGAGUUGUGGACUUUCGCCAAUUUGAAUUUGGCUAUCGUGUACUUAAGAGGCAAAAGGGAGAACGAUUUUAAUGCUUUACACGACCGGAUUAAUCCGGAAAGUUUGCCGUCGCAUUCGCACAGUUUAAGAGCCGCUGCUUACUACGUGCAAGGCUUGCAAGCGUUUUUCCAAGGCAAAUACAACGAAGCAAAGAGAUAUUUAAGGGAAACACUCAAAAUGGCGAAUUCCGAGGAUUUAAAUAGACUGACAUCGUGUUCUUUGGUGCUUUUGGGACACAUAUUUUUAUCUUUAGGCAAUAGUAGGGAAAGUAUGAACAUGGUUACGCCAGCAAUGCAGCUGGCCAGCAAAAUACCGGAUGUUCAUGUACAACUUUGGGCCUCUGCAAUUUUAAAAGAUUUGUACAGGAUUUGUAACGACUCGGCAAGGGAAAACGAAGCCUUCCAACGUCACGUGAACUUUUCCAACAUGCUGUUAAACGAUCACUUUACAGCUUCGCAAAUGCAGGAGCACAACUUGAUUAUGUGGACUCAGGGUAAUUUUCCGGUCAAUACGCCAGCGAUAGCUGCUAGCACAUCGAACGUAAUGUGCAACAACCUUUAAAGUCGCGAGACGGUCUUAAAUUAUUUUUGUACUAAUACUAUAGUUUAAUAUAAUAUUUUAAUACCUUUAUUCAUUUGUUUUUUAAUAAUAAAAUACCUACCUUAUCUUAUUUUCGUUUUAAUACAAAGAGUUUUUAUAAAAAACAUUUAUUGAAAGUUUUGGAAUGUCCUUAUAAUAUACAGGUAAAACCAUAUAAUUCUCUUAACAAAUCAUUAUUUCUUUGAAUAUCACAGAUGCAUUAUAUGGCUCAACUAGGAAAACAACUAAAAUAUCUAUCAUAUAAAAAACUAAACGUAACUUGUCAAUCUUAUAACAUUAACAUGCUUUUAAAACAAAACAAACAAUAUCAUUCAUUUAUAAAUAACGAACAGAACGCAAACAUGAUAAUAAACCUAAAAAGUAUUUCGCGAGAUUCUUCUUUAAAAAUAAUGCGUAACGACAAGUAUGUAGCAGUGCACGUGAAAUAUUCCCUUCACCAGUCGUCUUCCAGCUCUUCGGCGGGC